Messenger RNA from Rotaria sp. Silwood2, 1926 nucleotides. The record is from the annotation of a GenBank genome assembly. NCBI's taxonomy places the organism in Eukaryota, Metazoa, Rotifera, Eurotatoria, Philodinida, Philodinidae.
AUGUCUUUUUUAAGUUGCGCAGCUUAUCAAGCAUGUGAUAGUAAAAUAUCAUCAAAAGCAAUAUUUUAUUGUGUACAGUGUGAUGUAUUACAAUGUAUUUUAUGUGAACAACAAAUUCAUAAAAUUUCAAAUAAUAAAACACAUGAACGAUUAAAUGUAGAUGAAAUUGACGGUGAUUAUUGUUCAAUAAAUAGAAGUCAUCCAGCUGUUUUUUAUUGUUCAACUUGUACAUUAUCAUUUUGUUAUUUAUGUUAUAAAAAUAAACAUAAAAAUUCAGAUGGAAGAGAACAUAAACUACACAAAUCUAAAGAAGAACAAAUGUUCAUUUCGGACAAGGAUAAUGUACAUUCUCGACUAGAAGGAAAACCUACUUAUCCACAAUUAUCCUCCGUUACACAUGACAACAAUUCUUAUAAACAAAAUAACUAUAAGAACACUUCGGCAUCUACAUUUUCAGAUGUUGAACUAGAUAAUUAUGAUGCAAAUGAUAUAUUAUCAUCACAACAACAAAAUGAUUCGAAACAAAUAAAGAAUUCUACAGCUAUUAUCUCUCAACAGAAACAAACUAUGAAUCAUAUCUCCAAAGGAGACAAAUUUCAUGAGCAAAUAUCAGAUACAGACAAUCAACAAAAUUCAUUGAAUACAGAUUCAAAUGGAGUUUUUCUCUUAUUAAAUGCACAAGAACAUUUAACUGUUAAUCAUGAAUCUGAUUUUAUUCGUCAAUUAAAAUGUUCGACACAAGAUCCACAAGUUAAAUGUAUUUCUAUUAUUGGUAAUACAGGUGAUGGGAAAUCUUAUGCAUUAAAUCAAGUAUUUUUUAAUGGAAAAGAAAAAUUUCAUACAUCAUCAACAACUGAAUCAUGUACAAUGGGUGUAUGGUCAGCAUUAGAUGAAAAUCAACGUACACUUAUACUUGAUACUGAAGGUCGACUUGGUUUAUCACAAAAUGAUAAUAUUCGUAAUAGACUUUUACUUAAAAUUUUAUGUAUAAGUGAUAUUAUUAUAUAUCGAACACGAGCACCUAAAUUACCUAAUGAUAUGUUUCAAUUUUUAUCUGAUGCUUCAAAUGCAUUUCUAAAAUAUUUCCGAAAAGAAUUAGAAAAUGUGAUGAAAAAUUGUAAAGUUGAUGGACCUAUGUCAACAAUGGGACCAACAUUAAUUGUUUUUCAUGAAACACAAUUUACUGAAGUAUUACGAGAUCAUUUUCAAUGUCAAAAAACAGCUGUUGAACAAUUAAAAGAACGUUUUGAUAAAAUGAACUUAUCAUAUGAUGCAUAUAGUUCAAUUGAAUAUGUUGGAAUUCAAACAUUAGGUGGAACAGAAACGGAUUUUAGUGAAAUAAAAGCAACAGUUACAGAAAUACUUGAAAAUAAUAAAAUUCGUUCUCCACGACGUUUAUCAAUUAUUUUUAAAGCAUUAAAAGCCUUGAAUCAAAAAUUUAAUCAUGCUAUACCUCCUGAAGUGCCUUCAACAUUACCCGAUGAGUUCUUUACAUGUUAUGUUAAAUGUGAAUCUUGUGGAAUUAAAUGUACAUUAGCUGCAAAUCAUCAAAAAGACAAUAUUCCACAUCAAUGUGAUAAACGAUGUUCAUAUAAUAAAGAAUUAGAUAAUGAAGUUUGGAAAUGUUUACCAUGUCAUCGUGAAGGACGUGAUAUGAUUGUAUAUGGAAAACUAAUAACAAAAAAUGAUAGCCUUGUACAAGGACUUCUAAAAUAUGUUUGGUCUGGUUUUGUUAUUGAAUGUUCUCAUCAUGGCGAAAUCUAUCGAUCAAGAAAAUAUUGGUAUGGAAAUAAUGAACCAAAAGAUGUAACACGUGUUGAAGUUGUUCAUGUUUGGCCAGGUGAAGACAAUAGUCGAGUUGCUAGUGAUGUAACACCAAGAAAAAUUCUUGAAGGUAUUCAUAAUGUUGGAAGGUUUGUUCUAUAA